GUUUGCGGUCUUUUCAAUUUCCAUUAGAGCGCCCUGCACGGCGGUUACGAUCGAUCGUCCCCGCGAGGAACAUCAACCGAAUAAGAAUAUUCAAAUCCACAAAUUCACAACUCCUUUGCAGCUAUCGGCUUUCUCUUCUUUCUGUAUCGACAUUGGUCUCUCCGGCCUAUACAUACACAUUUAUGAUAUCUAUAGUUACAGCCGGCAAGAGGUAACUGCUCAGACUUACGUUCUCUAGAAUCCAUUAUUAUGCGAAUCAGUCUCGAAUUCCUCCGACGCCCUUGAUCCGAUCGAACAUCAACAUCAACAUCGCAUGUGGAAAUGUCAUGGGGACUGGGCUGGAAACGUCCCUCGGAGGUUUUCCACCUGGCUCUGAGCUACGGCUCCGACGAGUUCCCGGAUGAGGGCUCGCCCAAGUCAUCUCGAUCGUCGUCGUCGCCCUCCGGGGGUGGUUCGCCGCUCUCUGAUUCCUCUCCGACCAAGUUGUUUCAGGAAGCGCAGCAGUUGGGGUGUAGGAUUGAGCUGGAUUGGAAUGCGGGUGAUGACGAGGAUCAAGUGGCGCUGAAGCUGCAGUCGCAGGUCAUGAUGGGGCUGCCGUCUCCGCACGAUGCGGUGGAGAUCGAGCUCAAGGAGAGGUGCCAAAGCGGAGACGUUGAGGGUUGUGGAAUGGGGGAGGUAAGCGUGGAAAUGAGGGUGGUUAAGAGGAGGGAGCCAUUGAAAGGGGUGUUGAUGUGGAAGGCGGGGACUUCAGGACAUCAAGCUGAUGGUGUGGGGAUGUUCUUGAAGUUGAUGAGGUCCAAUUUCUGCAAUGAUGUUGUUGGGUCCAGUAAUGGUGAGGAAAUAGUUGGAGGCUGUGCUGAGCAUUGGCGGAGUGUCACUGUUGUUAGCCUCUCUGGUCUUGGACUAACAGUGUUGCCUGUAGAGAUAGCACAGCUCUCUCUUCUUGAAAGGCUAUACCUUGACAACAACAAGCUGUCGACUUUACCACCUGAGCUUGGUGAGCUGAAGAACUUGAAAGUGCUUGCUGCUGACUGUAACAUAUUGGUCUCUGUCCCUGUCAAGUUGAGAGAAUGUGUUGGGCUAGUAGAAUUGUCACUCGAACAUAACAAGCUGGUCCGACCUCUUCUUGAUUUCAGGGCUAUGCUUGACUUAUGUGUUCUAAGGCUAUUUGGCAAUCCUCUAGAAUUUCUUCCAGAUAUAUUAUCUCUACGCAAACUACGUAACUUAUCUCUUGCCAAUAUUAGGAUUGUGGCAGAUGACCAUUUAAGAUCUGUAAAUGUACAGAUAGAGAUGGAGAAUAGUUCUUACUUCGCAGCAUCCCGACAUAAACUGAGUGCCUUCUUCUCUCUCAUAUUCCGGUUCUCUUCUUGUCACCAUCCGCUGCUAGCAUCUGCCCUGGCUAAGAUUAUGCAAGACGAGGGACAUCGUACAUUUGUUGGUAAAGAUGAGAAUGCUGUGAGGCAGCUCAUAAGUAUGAUAACUAGUGAAAAUCAGCACGUGGUGAAUCAAGCUUGCUCUGCACUUACUACUCUUGCGUCAGAUGUUACUGUGGCAAUGAUGUUAAUGAAAUCUGAUAUCAUGCAACCCGUUGAAAGAGUACUUACAUCUUCUGGACCUGAUGAAGUGAUUUCUGUGUUGGAAGUUUUCACUAAGUUGGCUUUUGCAUCUGAUACUGUUUCUCAAAAGAUGUUUAGAAGGGAUAUAUUGAAGUCAUUGAAAAUUUUAUGUGCCCACAAAAAUUCAGAGGUACAAAGGCUAGCUUUAUUUGCAGUCGGAAAUUUAGCUUUCAACUUGGAAAACCGUCGUGUUCUUGUUACUUCAGAAAGUCUAAGAGAACUUCUUUUGCAUCUGACAUCUGCAUCAGAGUCUCGUGUGAGCAAGGCUGCGGCUCGUGCUCUGGCAAUUCUAGGGGAGAACGAGGUUUUACGGCGUGCUAUUAGAGGUAGACAGGUGCCCAAACAGGGGUUACGCAUACUUGCGAUGGAUGGUGGUGGCAUGAAAGGUCUUGCAACUGUAAAAAUUCUUAAAGAGAUUGAGAAGGGUACUGGAAAGCAGAUACAUGAACUUUUUGACCUUAUUUGUGGAACAUCAACGGGUGGCAUGCUUGCAGUUGCUCUUGGAAUCAAAUUGAUGUCUUUGGAAAAAUGUGAAGAAAUAUACAAAAAACUUGGAAAACUUGUUUUUGCUGAACCUGUUCCAAAGGACAAUGAAGCUGCAUCUUGGAGGGAAAAACUUGAUCAGCUCUAUAAAAGUUCCUCACAAAGUUUCAGAGUUGUUGUGCAUGGAUCUAAACACAGUGCAGAUCAGUUUGAGAGAUUGUUGAAAGAGAUGUGUGCUGAUGAAGAUGGAGAUCUCCUAAUAGAGUCAUCAGUGAAAAGGACCCCCAAAGUUUUUGUAGUAUCAACUCUUGUCAAUGUGUCACCAGCUCAACCCUUCAUAUUCCGUAAUUAUCAGUACCCACCUGGCACAGCAGAGAUUUCUCCUUCAAUCACAGAGAAUAUGGGAACUGGAGGUGCAGGAGCAGCUAGUACAGGUGCUGAAAUUGGUUAUAAGCGUAAUGCUUUCAUUGGAAGCUGUAAGCAUCAUAUUUGGCAAGCCAUACGAGCAUCAUCUGCUGCGCCAUAUUAUCUUGAUGAUUUUUCUGAUGGAGUAUACCGUUGGCAAGAUGGUGCUAUUGUAGCAAAUAAUCCUACUGUUUUUGCCAUACGUGAAGCACAGCUAUUGUGGCCAGAUGCAAGAAUUGACUGCUUAGUUUCUGUAGGAUGCGGUUCUGUUGUAACUAAGGUUAGGAAAGGUGGAUGGCGAUAUCUGGAUACUGGCCAAGUGUUGAUAGAGAGUGCAUGCUCAGUUGAUCGGGUGGAGGAAGCUUUAAGUGCACUACUUCCUAUGCUUCCUGAAAUGCAUUAUUUUCGGUUUAAUCCAGUUGAUGAGCGCUGUGAUAUGGAGCUUGAUGAAACAGAUCCUGCGGUUUGGUCGAAACUUGAGGCUGCAACAGAUGAGUACAUGCAAAAUACAUCCUCUGCUUUUAAGAAUCUCUGUGAAAGGUUGUUAGCUUGUCUGCAAGAUGAGAAACAAUUGGAUAAUGUAAAGUCUCAGAAAUUUCCCAAAACAAACAGUUCAAAAUCUGAUGAGAGAGGCCCUGCUUUAGGCUGGAGGCGGAGUAUCCUUCUUGUGGAGGCUUCUAAUAGUCCAGAUUCUGGAAGAGUAUUUCACCAUGCUCGCUCACUCGAAUCAUUUUGUACCAAUAAUAGAAUAAGGCUAUUCCUUUUCAAUGGUGUAUCGGGGACUGUAAAUGCAGCUGGAUCAAGUUUACCAGCAUCCGUGUCUUCACCUUUAUUCACCGGAAGCUUCCCGUCUAGCCCUUUCCUAUACAAUCCUGAUGUUGGGCAUCAUAAGGUUGGUAGAAUUGAUUUAGUGCCUCCAUUAAGCUUAGAUGGAUUUCAAUCAACAAAAGUGGCUGCAUCGCCUCCUGAAUCACCUGCAAAAAGCCGGCAGUUAUCUUUGCUAGUCCAAUCUUUGUAUGAGAAAUUACAAAAUUCACCUCAAGUUGGAGUUGUGCACCUGGCUCUUCAAAAUGACCCAUCUGGAUCUAUAUUGAGGUUAGAGUUUCCAUUGAUGCCAUUCUUUUGUUUGUUUGUUUGUUUGAAAGUUUCGCUUCAUCCUAAUCCCCUUUUAAAUUUAUGUAGUUGGCAGAAUGAUGUAUUUGUUGUCGCUGAACCAGGAGAACUAGCAGAAAGGUUUCUGCAGAGUGUCAAACUCAGCUUAUUGUCAAUGAUACGAGGACAGAGGAAUAAGUCUGCGUCAGUUAUCAACAGUAUCUCCACUGUUGCUGAUCUGGUUUCGUGUCGACCAUACUUUCAAAUUGGAGGUGUUGUCCACCGUUUUAUUGGGCGCCAAACUCAAGUCAUGGAAGAUGACCACGAAAUUGGCGCCUACAUGUUUCGUAGAACAGUCCCUUCAAUGCACAUAACCGAUAAAGAUGUUCGGUGGAUGGUUGGAGCUUGGAGGGACAGGAUUAUAUUCUUCACGGGUUUAUAUGGUCCUACACAAUCUUUAAUCAAGGCAUUUCUAGACUCGGGCGCUAAAGCUGUUAUAUGUCCUUCUGCUGAGCCCGACGAAAUGCAUCUGCCAACAUUGGAUGGGUCAGGGGAAUUUAACGCUCCCGAGAAUGUGAAGUUUGAGAUUGGAGAAGAUGAGCUAGAAAACGAAGAUACCGGAGCUUCCAGCACAGCCAGUGAUUGGGAAGAUGGCGAGCCGGAUGAAGAUGGAGGAGGGUGCCCUACGUUGUUUUGGGAUGAUAACGACGGGGAGCUGUCUGGUUUUGUUUCAGCAUUCUACGACGCACUGUUUCAGGGCAGUUCAAGAAUAGAGGAUGCCUUAAAACGAGCUCUUGCCUCCCAUCGGAGCCUCAGGUAUUCCUGUCAUCGUCCCAGUGUAACAUAAGAAUACUUCGCUCUCUUCCUUCACCAGACAGACUAUCAAAGAUGGCGUUUUCUGAUGAAAAAACAAAAAAACAAAAAAAACAUUUAAUUAUGAGCACUUACCGUUACUGUUACACAAUUUUGUAUAGAGCAUCAUACUUGUAUAUGGAAGACAAACUGAAAAUGAGAAACAAAUAAAUAGAAGAGAUUGCAUAAGAUGCGGAGGUAGAAAAAAAAAAUAGAGGUUUCAUUUAAU
Ipomoea nil (Japanese morning glory) is the source of this 4677-nucleotide messenger RNA. RefSeq names its product phospholipase A I-like. Gene Ontology annotation, biological process: fatty acid metabolic process. Bases 322 to 4443 code for a protein of 1373 amino acids. Gene Ontology annotation, molecular function: glycerophospholipase activity; protein binding. The record is from RefSeq and is a predicted model, not a curated record. Lineage: Eukaryota; Viridiplantae; Streptophyta; Magnoliopsida; Solanales; Convolvulaceae. The transcript is spliced from 17 exons. Gene Ontology annotation, cellular component: membrane.